AUGCCGGAGGUGCAGCAACGCCGGAAAUGCGCGCGGACUCUGAUAUGCCUGCUGCGGUGCUUCUUGACGCUCACGUACCUGUGGUUGAUGAUCCAAGCGGCGGCUGUGGUGCCGCUGGUCAAGGAGCAGCGCAAGUGGUUCCUCUGGUUGCGCUAUCUAAAUUAUUUGAUAACCUACUCCUCGCUGCUGACGUUCGAUGUGCGGACCCAGGGCUUUGUGAUCUUCGUGAUACUCAAGAUGCUGUUCCGGAUCUAUCAGUGCUCGCGCUGCAACUUCUUCAACCCGAGCGACGAAGUGCAGGGCGAGCGGGUGCCAAUGAACAAGCGCAUGUUCGUGUACUUUGGGCCCUAUCUGCUGAUGUUCAUCACCUGCUGGCUGGCUAGCAUGUACGUCUCGACCCACAGCCUUAUGCAAUUGAUACGCAAUGUGGACGACAUACAGCCAGAUAAUCUAUGCAAGAUAAUUAUGAUCAUCCUCUUCAAGCUGUUGAUCAUGGCCAAUGCGAUCACACGCUGCAUGCGCGCCACGAUCUUGCUCCGCAUAUUUUUCGAUGAGCCCGGAGAGGAGCUGCACAACUCCCACAAUCUGGGCGAGCAUUUGAGUCUGUUCUUUCUAACUUAGUCUUAGACAAGGCUACCUUUCGGUCUAUGUACUAUGUAAAUUAAAUCCGUUUGCUAUUU
Molecule: messenger RNA, 680 nt
Organism: Drosophila navojoa
Lineage: Eukaryota; Metazoa; Arthropoda; Insecta; Diptera; Drosophilidae
Source: RefSeq, a predicted model, not a curated record